AUGGCGACUUACACGCACGCCCCCCAUCGGCCAGCGAAGACCGACGGCAGAUUGUCGCCUGGGACCAUACUGCUUCGAGGAAAGGUCGAGUCCACGGGCAAGAAAGAGACGGAAUCGCGAGACCAGCCACCAGCAGCCCCAUGUCCUCCAACCAAGGCCCCAAAGAAGCAAAGGCACCUGGCUUCUCUCGGUGGAUACGAACGACUGCUGGCCAACCUGCUACUUGCUAGCAGAGAGCCUGGUCCAGGUCCCGGCGCAACCGAACCUGUCGAGCGGGAUGCCGAUAUCCGAUUUAACGCCCCUCCCCAUCUCUUGGCCUUGGACGCCUCUGCUCCAGUCUAG
Trichoderma reesei QM6a is the source of this 342-nucleotide messenger RNA. RefSeq lists its product as uncharacterized. The transcript is spliced from 2 exons. The record is from RefSeq and is a predicted model, not a curated record. Lineage: Eukaryota; Fungi; Ascomycota; Sordariomycetes; Hypocreales; Hypocreaceae. The coding region runs from base 1 to 342 and encodes 113 amino acids.